Arabis nemorensis is the source of this 825-nucleotide messenger RNA. The record is from the annotation of a GenBank genome assembly. Lineage: Eukaryota; Viridiplantae; Streptophyta; Magnoliopsida; Brassicales; Brassicaceae.
AUGGCUUUAACUCCAUUUUUCCUCCUCUUCACAGUCCUCUCUCUCCCUUCUCUUCCAAUUUCCGCCACCGUUUCCGAUGCAUACCCUUCAAUUCCCGGAACCGUUCCUAUCGACGGAGGUUUUACUUUUACCGAUGCCCCCAAACCCAUCCGCCGAGAAGUUUACGGGGAAGGCAAAAUCUUCGACAUCAGUCACCGUUACACUCCGGAGAUGCCGUCGUGGGAUUCAACGGAAGGAAUCGGAAGGUUUCUUUGGUUAGCUGCGAGUAUGAAGAACGGAUCACUCGCUAACAACUCCGAGAUGAAGUUCCCGACGCACACUGGUACUCACGUUGAUUCACCAGGGCAUUUCUAUGAUGAGUAUUUAGACGCUGGUUUUGAUGUUGACUCGCUUGAUCUACAAGUCCUCAAUGGUCCUGCUUUGUUGGUUGAUGUUCCUAGGGAUACAAACAUAACUGCUCAAGUGAUGAAAUCUCUACACAUUCCAAAAGGAGUGCGUCGUGUGCUAUUCAGAACAUUGAACACUGACAGGCGUCUUAUGUUCAAGAAAGAGUUUGAUACAAGCUAUGUUGGAUUCAUGAAAGAUGGCGCGCAAUGGUUGGUAGACAACACAGACAUCAAACUUGUCGGGAUCGAUUAUCUAUCAGCAGCUGCAUACGAGGAUCUUGGACCGUCCCACCUAGUAUUCCUAAAAGACCGGGAGACUAUACUUGUGGAAGGAUUGAAGCUGGAUGAUGUGAAGGCAGGACUCUACUCUGUACAUUGCUUACCACUAAGACUAGUUGGAGCGGAAGGAUCUCCAAUUCGUUGCAUCCUCAUCGAUUGA